Molecule: messenger RNA, 739 nt
Organism: Notothenia coriiceps (black rockcod)
Lineage: Eukaryota; Metazoa; Chordata; Actinopteri; Perciformes; Nototheniidae
Product: nectin-4-like
Exons: 4
Coding region: 257-739 (160 amino acids)
Biological process (GO): homophilic cell-cell adhesion; heterophilic cell-cell adhesion
Cellular component (GO): adherens junction
Source: RefSeq, a predicted model, not a curated record
AAUCAUUAUGGCAUGGGCUUGACAAACCAACACGUUAUCAAACUGAAAGGAUUUUAUAUGACUUUAUAAGAAGUUUAAACGCUAACAUUUCUCACCCAGGACGGGACUUUGGGAGGGAUUAAGGAUGGAGUCAUGAGUCUGCCUCAGUGCUACAUGCAUGACUGUGUUUAGGAUACCUUCUCCUGGACUGAUGAUCUUUAUUUCAACGCUGAUAUUGUCCCAGCUUGUGCACAGUUAACAGUAUCUGCCGAGGAGAAUGACAUCUCUGCUGAACACACUGUCUCUGUGUCUCUGUGUCCUCCGGAUCUGUGUGAUACAGGGAGACUUUGUGGAUCCUCCUACAGAAGAACCCAUCCUCUCUUUGUCAGAGAGGGAGACCGUCCUUCCCUGCCGCUACCAACUGUUGCCCGGCGACACCGUGGUGCAGGUCACAUGGUACAAGGAGAAGCCAGAUGCCACCAAGGACCAGAUCGUCACUGCACACCACACUAAUGGACAGACAGCGUUUGGAGCGUGGUCUCAACGCGUGCGCUUUCAAAGCAGUGAACCCACCGUGGACUCGUCUCUGGUCAUCAUGAGCACCGAGGUCUCAGAUGAGGGGAAAUACCUGUGCCGCAUCAUCACCUAUCCCUCUGGAAACUUUGACACAGAGAUGUCACUCACCGUGUGGACCAUUCCCAUCUCCUCCCUGGACCCUGUGAUCCUGGUGGAGGGCCAGUCCUACCGGCAGGCUGCUUAA